This is a messenger RNA of Struthio camelus australis, 6156 nucleotides long. Lineage: Eukaryota; Metazoa; Chordata; Aves; Struthioniformes; Struthionidae. The record is from RefSeq and is a predicted model, not a curated record.
UUUGCUUCCUCCUUCAUGGGGUAAGAAGAGUGACCUUUUUGGGUGGCUGUAACCGAAGAUUGCUUCACGGGAGCAACUGAGGAAGGUUUUUGAGUCAUGAUGCAAGAAUCUGGGACUGAGACAAAAAGUAACGGUUCAGCCAUUCAGAAUGGAGCGAGCGGUGGCAACCAUUUACUAGAGUGCAGCCUACGGGAAGUGAGAUCAAACGGCGAGACACCUUCAGUUGAAAUUGGGGCUGCAGAUUUAGCACAUCUUCAGCAACAGCAGGCUCUUCAGGUGGCACGGCAACUUCUACUUCAGCAGCAGCAGCAGCAACAGCAGCAGCAGCAGCAGCAGCAGCAAGUUAGUGGAUUAAAGUCUCCGAAGAGGAAUGACAAACAGCCAGCCCUUCAGGUUCCCGUGUCGGUGGCUAUGAUGACACCUCAAGUGAUCACUCCCCAGCAAAUGCAGCAGAUCCUCCAGCAACAAGUGCUAACUCCCCAGCAACUCCAAGUCCUGCUCCAGCAGCAGCAGGCACUCAUGCUUCAACAGCAGCAGCUUCAAGAGUUUUAUAAGAAACAACAGGAACAGUUGCAGCUUCAACUUUUACAGCAACAACAUGCUGGAAAACAGCCUAAAGAGCCCCAGCAACAGCAGGUGGCUACGCAGCAGUUGGCCUUUCAGCAGCAACUCCUGCAGAUGCAGCAGUUGCAGCAGCAGCACCUCCUGUCUUUGCAGCGUCAAGGUCUGCUAACGAUUCAGCCUGGCCAGCCUACUCUGCCUUUGCAGCCCCUUGCGCAAGGCAUGAUUCCAGCCGAACUGCAGCAGCUCUGGAAGGAAGUGACAAGCUCGCACACGGCGGAGGAGGCGGCGAGCAACAACCACAGCAGCCUCGACCUGUCCACCACCUGCGUCUCCUCCUCGGCGCCCUCCAAGACCUCCUUAAUAAUAAACCCGCACGCCUCGACUAACGGACAGCUAUCGGUGCACACUCCGAAACGGGAGAGUUUAUCCCAUGAGGAGCACUCACAUAGCCAUCCGCUCUAUGGACAUGGUGUAUGCAAAUGGCCAGGCUGCGAAGCAGUUUGUGAAGACUUCCAGUCAUUUCUAAAACAUCUCAACAGUGAGCAUGCGCUGGAUGAUAGAAGUACAGCCCAAUGUAGAGUACAAAUGCAGGUUGUACAGCAGUUAGAGCUACAGCUUGCAAAAGAUAAAGAGCGCCUGCAAGCUAUGAUGACACACCUGCAUGUGAAGUCAACUGAACCAAAAGCCACCCCUCAGCCCGUAAGUACUGAACUGUGCAGAAACCAAACAAAACCUCAUAACAGCCUCUUUUCCUGUUUCCCACCUGAGCGCGUGAUGCGAAGCGUGGUCUGCUCUAAAGUCUGUCGCAGUGAAGAGAUGUGCGUUUCAGAGAAGUUGAACUCUAAAGCAGAUGCACUGGGCCUUUUUCUGGCCUCACGUACCAGCCUACGGGACGACUGCUCUCAUUUAGCAGAUAUUGCCCAGAACCAAGAGUUUUAUAAGAACGCGGAAGUUCGACCGCCGUUCACGUACGCGUCUUUAAUCAGACAGGCCAUCCUCGAAUCUCCAGAAAAACAGCUAACACUAAACGAAAUCUACAACUGGUUCACGCGAAUGUUUGCCUACUUCCGACGCAACGCGGCGACGUGGAAGAAUGCAGUGCGUCAUAAUCUUAGUCUUCACAAGUGUUUUGUGCGAGUAGAAAACGUUAAAGGGGCAGUAUGGACAGUGGAUGAACUAGAGUUCCAAAAACGAAGGCCACAAAAGAUCAGUGGUAACCCUUCUCUUAUUAAAAACAUACAGACCAGCCACACCUACUGCACACCUCUCAAUGCUGCUUUACAGGCUUCAAUGGCUGAGAACAGUAUACCUCUAUACACUACUGCUUCCAUGGGAAAUCCCACUCUGGGCAAUUUAGCCAGCGCGAUGAGGGAAGAGCUCAACGGUGCAAUGGAGCAUACGAACAGUAACGGGAGUGACAGUAGUCCAGGACGUUCCCCUAUGCAAGCGAUGCACCCUGUGCAUGUCAAAGAAGAACCGUUAGACCCCGACGAAAACGAAGGGCCACUAUCCUUAGUGACAACAGCCAACCACAGUCCAGAUUUUGAUCACGACAGAGAUUACGAAGACGAACCUGUAAAUGAGGACAUAGAAUGAGUAUGUCUGACAUCAUCAUCCUGAGAAUGAAGAUUGGAAGAACACGUCAAAUUUAGCUGUGAAAUCUCUCCAUUAUUGUACAGUCUGGAGGAUUCUCAGUCCACUUUGACAACUAUGAAAUAUGUUAACUCUUAGUGCCAUCAAGUAUCCCAUUUGGGAGUAUUUUUGAUUUUUCUACUUUUUGUUGAAAAAAGGAAUUUGUACUCUGUGCAUUGGAUGGACUUGUUUGGUACUUGGGAUUUUCCUCUCUUACAGUCAACAUCAGUGUUGUAAAUUUGCUAAACUGAUUCACUUACAUUUAGCAGCCAACUUUGGACUGCAGGUCCUGCCAAUUUUGGACACUUGAGGACAUCAAACUGAGCAUGUACACCUGAACUGCAGAUCAAGUCUUUGCCCAGAUUUUAAGGAUUCCAAUGGACAACAUAUUUGCACAGUACUGCAUGUUGAUUAUCACUGCCUUUACUCCAUUUUUUUUGUUUUGGGUUUUUUUUUUUUUUUUGCUUCCAUUUGGGAUGGGGAAGGCCUGUGUGUGCACAUGUGUGGAUAUGUGUGCGUGCGUGCGUGCGUGCGUGUGAGUGUGUAUAUUGGGGAGGGGUUAAAAGAAAAAUUAUCCCAAACUUUUUAAUGUAUUGCUUUUAUUCCCCCGCCCCACUUCUCCUCUACCAUUUUAAGUUCUGACCUCAGGCCUCAGCUGGGCCCAGGGCCUCUUGGAGGCUUAAACGUUUUCUGUACUUUGUGAUGAAUGUUAAUAGGUGUUUUUAUUAUACGAAGCUGAAUGUCAUUGAAUUGUUUGUAGUUUUUUCUGUCAUUCAUUCCAGUUUCCUUCAGAUGCCACCAUGUUUUCUUUAGCUAUGGAAAACAUUCCAUUUCGGUGUCUCUUUUGUGUUGUUGUUUUUUGAAAAGGUCCCAAAUGCUGCACUAUACAUGUGGAAGGGUUGUCCAACGGAGAGAGAGAGAGAGGAAUGAAGUACUGCAAGAAUGAGAAUGAAUGACAGAUGAACAUAGAAACACUGUAGGAAGCAACACAGAUUCAUUCCACAAAGCAGUAUUUUCUUUUUUUUUUUGGUUUGGCUUUUUUUUUUUUUUUGGCAGCAAUGGUGAAUAUUAGCAAAUGCCACAAAAUUGAACAGCACAAAGAAACAUAUGCAGCACCAACAGAAUUCACUUUAUUAGAGGAUGAGUAGUACAGUGGCAGGUUCUCGGUUGUUUAACACGAGUUUUAAUGGGUCAACGAAUCUUUCUGGAAUAUCUAAGAUUACCGAGAUGGGCACCUAUACAUUUAUUAUUACAAUUCUUUUUUUUUUUUUUUUUGUUUUUGCAUUUGCGUUUGCAAAUAGUGGUUGGAAAGAUGGAAAGAUGACUUCCUUAAAUUGUUACUGUACGUGGUGAUGUUUCGCGGUUACACAUCAGUUCAGGAUUGCUUGGUGGCAUUAAUCUGUUUGAAUACAAAUUAGAUUUCAGCUUGAACUUGUUAUAGGAGUUGAUAAGGACAGCGCCCCGCUAACGCUAAAGUGUUAAUUUCAGCUGUGCAAAUUCUGUACUGCAGUGAAGAUGGUUAUGCAACGUUACACCAGCCAGUAUCGAAACCUCGCGGUAGAAAACAGGAAAAUACAGGAGAGAAUUCGCACUGGGGCUUGUUAGGCAAAACUGGCAAUGCUCUUCAAAGCAAACCUUACCUAGAAAAUUUGUCGUUAUAGGUCAGUAAACCUUAGUCACCAAACACCGAAACGUUUUCAUUCUGCGACCACUUUUCCGUCACUCAUUUAUUUAUGUAGGACUGUAGGUUUUUUAUUAUUUCCAAAAGCCUUUCAGAGCUUAAUUUAUAUUCUUCUUUGUACCUUUUUUCCUAAAAUUACCAAAGAUAUUACACAAAGGUAAAUUAUGUUCUCUGUUAUAUGCUUUAUCUUAUGAAGCCAAAUAUCCUCUUAUUGUUGAUCAAAGGAGGUUGAAGAAUUUAGAGGGAAGUGACAAGAUGUGGGCUAUUGCUAACCUGAGAGGGAAACUGCUCCUUUAUUCUAGUGAAUUUAGAAGGCCAAGUCGAUGUCUGAACCAAAGUUGUUACUUUUUAUUUGUAAUUCUUUACAGUGACCAAAACAGAAGUCUGUAAAGAGGAAUCGAGGAGAGCUUUUGAGGCUAAAACUAGGAAGCAGUGUUACUAGCGGAGCUGUGAGAGGGGAGCUUGCGAAAGCAAAGGCACAGUUAUUCUGCAGAAAAUUAAGAGCAUCAGAAUAAGGAGGCAGUUUAAUAAAACACAGAAGAGAACAGAAAAGCUCCCACAAUUUAACUGGACCACAUAAUAGUAUUUCUAGAAUUAAAAGAAAAAUUUUUUUGGUCUUUGGUUUUACAGAGUGUGUGCCACUUCUGUUUCAGGAUUGUGCUAGGAUGACUGCUUCAAUUUUGGUUGAUCUUGGCACGUUUGCUCGGUUUCGUUUAGUUUUGGGUCAGCAUUUUUCAUAAGGAAAUAACACUCCUGUCCACUCAUAAGCUUUGGUACAAGAAAUUUUAUUGGCAGUUACUUUUAUAAAACUCAACUCUGCUUUCUGUUUCAAAAACAAAAAAAAAGAAGAAAAAGAAAAGAAAAAAAAAGGGCAGUCUGUGGUCAUUUGAAACAUUUUUUUUUUUUUUUUAAAUUAUAUCCAGGCAGCUUCGUGACGUGCCGGCGGUAGCCAGAUGGGGAUCAUGAGAAUUGAGCCCUGUGCUUCUAAACUGAGUGGUUUGCUGGUUAGUUCGGUAUUCAGAAGGGGAUAAAAAUCUGGUAGAUUAGUUCAUUCUCAGCAUGUGUAGCUAGACAUGAGUAAAGAUAACAGCAUGAGAAACUGUUAGUACGCAUACCUCAGUCCAAACUGUUAGGGAAUGAGUAAAUAAAGAAUACAUUUCACUCAGUUGCACUUAGUUGUAUGUCUUGCAUGCUUAGUCUAAAGACUGUAGCAAAAAUAAAAAAAAUAAAAAAAGAGAAAAAGAAAUAAAAAAUUAGAUUUUAACAUAUCUGGCAGGUGUCGCAGCCUUGCAGAAGAACCAACUGAAAAUCUCAGGCUUUACAUCAAGCAAACUUCACUAUGAUUUUUACAAUUCUGAUUCUGUAUCCCUUUGGAUAUACAGUUGCUUCUUUAGGGAGGGGUUUAUUAUGUUGUACAUAUAUAUCCCACUGUGUCUGUGUGAGCCUUUGUCUUCUGGGGGGAGGGUGGGGAGGGCGGAAAAGGUGGAAAGGUCCUUUUUUUAGAUAUCAUUCCUCAAAAGGAAUAAAUGCAGACCUGUUUGUCAAAACACCUUUUGCUUUUUGUGCAACUGCUUUAUAUUAACUAUACUAAAAAAAUAGCUUUGAAAAAAAAAAAACUACUGUAUGUAAUGGAAUUGCAGAAUACGCUGCACAUGUAUUUUAUUUAGUUAUCCUUGCUUUAAGAAUAUUGGAUGACAUUUGCUGACAUGUGGGAGAAAAUCCCUGACUUUUUUUUCAGCUUUUAAAUUGUAACAUAGUUGACAGAUUUUUUUUUCUCCUGUUAUCAUUGAUCGAAGCAUUUUUGUACAGUUUUUGUGUUUAAGCUGUUUUUUUGAUACUUUCCCACCCCUUCUGUUAUCUUACCACUGCCUUUUCUGGCUGUCUUAAACAAAGUUCAUAUAUUUGAAAGGAAAAAAAAAAAAAAAGUCGUUUAAAAAAAAAUGUUUUUCUCCUGCUGCAGUAAAUAUUUUGCAUGACGAAUUCCAGGGUCACACUUUCAAAGUUUAUCAGUGAAGUAGUGAUUAAUAAUGGGGAGUGUCAAACUAUUGAACUUUUGUAUAAAAAAAAAAAAAAACUUUACAAGGUGCCAAGAUGUAAAGACAAUUUGUUACAUGUUUUUUUUCUCAAAGAAAAGCGUACAUUAUGAAAGUAGUACCAUGUAUCAGGUAAAUCGCUGUCAGGAAUGAGAGUCGAAGCCUUCCUUGUCCACAAAAAAAAAAAAAGUUUGUAAAUGUAAAACCUGUUAGGUUUCUGCAUUCAACUAGAGGUGAAAUGAAAAA